Nymphaea colorata (pocket water lily) is the source of this 2280-nucleotide messenger RNA. RefSeq names its product rop guanine nucleotide exchange factor 7-like. Lineage: Eukaryota; Viridiplantae; Streptophyta; Magnoliopsida; Nymphaeales; Nymphaeaceae. The transcript has 7 exons. The record is from RefSeq and is a predicted model, not a curated record. Gene Ontology annotation, molecular function: guanyl-nucleotide exchange factor activity. The coding region runs from base 223 to 2124 and encodes 633 amino acids.
UUGGCCCCUUGCAAAUCAUGUGUUCGGAUUAUCGGAUAUACACAGACAUACACGCAGGGGAGCGCUUCCUGUUGGUCUCUUCCAUUAUUUCAUUCAUUUGUUCUGUGAUGAUCAUGCCAUUCACUUGCAGACACUCUACCAUUCACUGCCUUCUUUCUCCGUUCUGCAUAUAAGUACCAGAAAUUCACCUUCUUGUAGAGUAUCAGAAAUGGUGCCCCUCGAAUGGAUGGAUGUCUCUUCCACGGUGGUUCGGCAUUCACUGUUUCGAGUUUCGGCUUCUGGGUAGGGAGAUUUCUUAGAGUAUUUGCUUGCCGGAGCGGUUGCCUGUCGAGAGGGAGCAAUAUUGGAGCCAAGAGGUUCGCGUUUACUGAAUUUCGGAAGGUGGGCACGAGUGUUUUCUGGAGGUACCCUAUUCCUAGAAUGGAGGAGUUUGAGGAGAAGAAAGAGGUGAUGGAGGAAAAGGUGGCUGAGGUUAGGGCUGAUAGGGGUGAGGAGCUCGGGGAGAGUGGUUGUGAUUCGGAGAGUUCAGCAUGCUGUGGAAGCACUGAGGAACGAGGUAGCUCCGGGGAUUCGUCUUCUACGGACUGGCCGACUGGGAACAAAGAGGGAAGCAGCUGCUCCGUUGGUGGCAACGUUUGUGAGGAAAAGGAUACCCAUUUUCAAGAAGAGAACAAAGAUGAGAAGUUUUCAGAAAUUGAGAUGAUGAAAGAAAGGCUCUCUAAGUUGUUGCUCGGGGAAGACAUGUCAGGUUGUGGGAAGGGUGUCUCCACCGCUCUAGCUAUAUCAAAUGCCAUUACCAAUCUGUGUGCCACUGUCUUUGGCCAACUGUGGAGAUUAAAGCCCCUGCCUCCAGAAAAAAUGUCAAUGUGGCAAAAAGAAAUGGAAUGUCUUACCUGUGUUAGCGAUCACAUUGUUGAACUAAUCCCCUCCUGGCAAACAUUACCGGAUGGAACUAAGUUGGAGGUAAUGACAUGCAGACCACGUUCAGAUCUUUAUAUCAAUCUUCCUGCUUUGCGGAAACUUGACAAUAUGCUGCUUGAAAUCUUGGACAGUUUUAGCGACACCGAGUUCUGGUAUGUUGAUCAAGGUAUUGUAGCACCUGGCCCUGACAACUUUGGAAGGCCCGGCAGGCGCCAAGAGGAGAAAUGGUGGCUACCUGUCCCUAGGGUUCCUCCCUGUGGUCUGCAUGAGAAAUCUAGAAAGCAAUUGCAACACAAACGUGAAUGCACGAAUCAAAUACUUAAAGCUGCAAUGGCAAUAAAUGACAAUGCUUUAGCGGAAAUGGAGGUUCCCGAAAGCUACUUGGAGUCUCUUCCAAAGAAUGGGAGAUCAAGCUUAGGGGAUGUGAUAUAUAGGUAUAUAAUUUCAGAGCAAUUUUCUCCCGAUUGCCUUCUUGAUUGCCUAGAGCUGUCUUCGGAGCACCAAGCUCUUGAAAUUGCAAACCGUGUUGAGGCAUCCAUCCAUAUAUGGAGAAGAAGAUCCAAUACGAAACCCAUUAACACCUCAGGCCGUUCUAGUUCAAAAUCCUCGUGGGAUAUGGUUAAGGACCUGAUGAUGGACGCCGAUAAAACUGAACUACUUGCAGGAAGAGCCGAGAGCCUGUUGCUUUGCUUGAAGCAGAGAUUCCCUGGUCUUCCACAGACUGCCUUGGAUAUGAGCAAAAUUCAAUACAAUAAGGAUGUUGGGAAAUCCAUUCUCGAAAGCUAUUCUAGAGUUCUGGAGAGCUUAGCAUUCAACAUCAUAGCUCGGAUUGAUGAUCUUCUCUAUGUGGAUGACUUGACUAAACAUGCUGAUCAGCUUUCCUCUGUAUCUGCGGUCAGUGUCAUAGCACAUAAGAAGGUCUCCCUCCCCUACUCUGUUUCUGUAUCUUCUACACCGCAUUCAUCUGCUUUCACUACUCCAAGUGCCACCAGAGCACCACUAGUCAGCCCUGCAAUGGUAGUAUCCCCAUUUGUAAACGGCAAGCCCUCUUCUCGUGGGUUUGGCGUAAAGAAGGUUCUGACGGAUUAUCUUGGUGGUGAUGCCAAGGGGAAGAACGACCGUGACAUUGUAAAUUCUGUCAGUGGCAAAAGUGGAAGCAUGAGGAGUCGGAAGGAAACAGUUGAUAUCAUAGCUCGUGGCUGACCAACAAUGCCGUUCCUCAUGUUUGCUUCCUCUUUUUAACGAUGUCAAGUUUGUUAAUGGCGAACUGUGUAAGAAGCUUAUGAAUUCGUUGUCUAAUGUCUACUCUUCACGUUGGAGGAGGUUCGAAUUUAGUGAAAGCAUUAAAAGUUUGUACGA